AACUCUCCUCUUAGUGAGCUCGACUGCUCCGCCUCUCUCUGUCCGUCUCUCAACUCUCCUUUUUUUUUUCUUCAACUUCCCCUCCUUACCUCUCUAAGAGAAAAACAGCCAGCCAUGAAGACAAGCUACAUGUCCUACAGCAGCAGCAGCAGCGGCGGCGGCGGUGGCGGCGGCGGAGGGGCUUUGAGCGGCAGAGUCGGGGGCGGGUUCUCCAGCUUCAGCACCGGAGGUAGCGGUGGCAACUACACAAGGCGCUCCAUCGCUAGCAGCGGCCUUGGUGCAAGCAGGGCAGUCGGAGGCGGUGGAGGCUACUCCUCUUUCAGUGUCAGCGGAGGUGGAAUGGGCGGAGGGAGAAGUAGCUACGCCCUUGGAGGUGGAAGUGGAGGUGCAGGCCUAGGAUUUAUUUCUGGCGGGGGUUACAGUAGUGUAGGCUUUGGGAUGGGUGGUGGAGGCUUUGGGAUGGGUGGCGGAGGCUUUGGGAUGGGAGGUGGGCACGCGAUUGCCCCCAUCACAGCUGUCACAGUAAACUCGAGCCUGCUGGCCCCCUUGAAUCUGGAGAUCGAUCCCAACAUCCAGACUGUCCGCACCCAGGAGAAGGACCAGAUCAAGACCCUGAACAACCGCUUCGCCUCCUUCAUUGACAAGGUACGCUUCCUGGAGCAGCAGAACAAGAUGCUGGAGACCAAGUGGACACUACUGCAGGACCAGACCGUCACCCGCUCCAACAUCGACGGCAUGUUCGAGGCCUACAUCGCCAACCUGCGUCGGCAGCUGGAUGGGCUGGGCAACGAGAAGCUGAAGCUGGAGGGAGAGCUGAGGAACAUGCAGGGCCUGGUAGAGGACUUCAAGAACAAGUAUGAAGAUGAAAUCAACAAGCGUGCUGCUGUAGAGAACGAGUUUGUCCUCCUCAAGAAGGAUGUGGAUGGUGCCUACAUGAACAAGAUUGAGCUGGAGGCCAAGGUCGACUCCAUUCAAGACGAGAUUAACUUCCUCAGGGCCGUCUAUGAGGCGGAACUGCGGGAGCUUCAGAGCCAGAUCAAGGAUACCUCUGUCAUUGUGGAGAUGGACAACAGCCGCAACCUGGACAUGGACUCCAUCGUGGCUGAGGUGCGCGCUCAGUAUGAGGACAUCGCCAACCGCAGCCGUGCUGAGGCCGAGACGUGGUACAAGCAGAAGUAUGAGGAGAUGCAGACCACUGCCGGCCAGUACGGAGAUGACCUUCGCAACACAAAGUCUGAGAUGGCUGAUCUCACUCGCAUGAUCAGCCGCAUGCAGAAUGAGAUUGAAGCAGUCAAGGGACAGCGUGCUGCCCUGGAGGCCCAGAUCGCCGAGGCCGAGGAGCGCGGUGAGCUGGCUGUGAGGGACGCCAAGUCUCGCAUCAAGGACCUGGAGGACGCCCUCCAGAGAGCCAAGCAGGACAUGGCCCGUCAGGUGCGCGAGUACCAGGAGCUCAUGAACGUCAAAUUGGCCCUGGACAUUGAGAUCGCCACCUACAGGAAACUGCUGGAAGGAGAGGAGUCCAGAAUUUCCUCUGGCGGUGGAAGUGCGACCAUCCAUGUUCAGACCACCAGCGGCAGUAUGGGUGGUGGUGUCGGUUUUGGAAUGGGCGGCGGAAUGGGCGGCGGAAUGAGCGGCGGAAUGGGCAGCGGAAUGGGUUAUGGCAGUGGAGCUGGACUGGGCGGCGGAAUGAGCAGCGGCGGUGGAUAUGGCUUUUCCAGUUCCUCAAAGUCUUUGGUCAGCGGUGGCGGCAGCGGCUACAGCUCAGGCGGCGGAAUGACCAUGUCCCGCACCUCCAGUGUGUCAAGCAAACGCGUCUUCUAAAUACAGCUUCAUCUGUCUUCCCCUCCCCCUCCUCCUGCCUUGUUUUUUUCCUCCUCUCUCUCUCUCUCUCUCACACCUGCCCUCCCUACACAACCACCCAAGAAAGCUUCCAUACACCAUGCCACCCUGUCCCCUGCAGAUUAAGAGCUCCUCCUGACUUACAACAGUCCAAGAGAGACUCUUGUGUUUCUUUAAUUUAAACACGCUCGGUAUGUUUCAUAACACGGGCUUGUCAGAAAAUGCAGUGAUGGAUAUCAGAGGUCGCAUGAUGACUGCAGUGGACUGAUCCCAUGCAACGGUGCAGUUCUCCAGUAUUUCUGCCCCCUUUUUGGGCACCACAUUCCCCAGAGUCAGAGAGUACACCUAAAUAUACAAAGAGGCAGAGCGUAAAUGUUCGCUAAAAAAACAACCAGUAGCAGAUGUGAGUGUGUCCACUCUUUCUUUGAUCAGUCAGCCUGGCUGCCUUAGUUACCAGAUCUCAUGUCACUAAGACAACAGAGGCCUUGUUAUAAAACGACAGCAUGUUUGUUCAAGGCAACCAUCACUGGAUGCAAAAUGGCAGCAGCAGUCUAUAGAUUUGCAUGGAGGGAGGUAAAAGCACUGGUUUGUUAUAAGCUGAUAGAGCAGAAAUGGCGACAACAUCAAACAAUAGGUUCCUCUCCCACACCCUACACCCAUCCUCUCUGUUGUCUUAUACCUGCCAUCUUGUGACGUCAUCAAAAGCAGCCAUACAUAACACUCCUACAGUGGAGACCCUAUUUUCUGGGAUUUGACUUUAAGGGUUGCUCUUAUUUUUCUCUCUUUCCUAUAGAAGAUGGGUUCCCCAUUAAGGUCUGCAAACACUGUUUUAAUUUUGCUCUUCUUAUCUUUUAAUUCUGAAAAAUAAAAAAAGCAUACAAAGGGCUGACUGGUACGUAAGACCAGAUUUAUCAAAGAUGAUUGAAACUGUAUCCCCCUAAACAUCCUGAAUAAAUCUGAGUUAAAUUGUAA
Molecule: messenger RNA, 2811 nt
Organism: Lampris incognitus (smalleye Pacific opah)
Lineage: Eukaryota; Metazoa; Chordata; Actinopteri; Lampriformes; Lampridae
Product: intermediate filament protein ON3-like
Exons: 9
Coding region: 115-1821 (568 amino acids)
Biological process (GO): intermediate filament organization; keratinization
Cellular component (GO): keratin filament
Molecular function (GO): structural constituent of skin epidermis
Source: RefSeq, a predicted model, not a curated record